AUGAAUUUAAUCGCUAGUGUGCAAGAUAAACUCAAGCAAUAAGUGCCAACUGAUAAAUAACUUUAAAUGAGUCAUUUCGCAAGAUUGGUGGAGCUAUUGAAUGAAAAUGCAAAAAAUUAAUAAAUCUCAGAUUUGAACUAAAUAGUACAAGCACUCAUUUAAUUUUCAUUUCCUCAGCAUACUUAUUAGAUGAUUUGUAACUCUCUCUCCUUAUUGAUUGCCAAAUCAGGAAAUGAAUAAAUUAAAUAGGUUGUUGAGAUUUUAUUGCAACAUAUAAACAAGAAGGGAUCACUUAAGAGUAUUGCUUUGACUUUACUUGUCACAUUAAUUCAACUUACUAAACAUGAAAUCCAAUCCUUUUCCUACACUCUAACCUAAGAUAUUAGCGCUGCUUUGAUGAAGUUGUUAAAGAACUCUGAUUAUCGUUUGACUCUGUGCAAUUCAUUGCAUUUCUUAAUUGAAUCGUAAAAGAAUGAAAUUCUAAAAAUAUCCCUCAAAUUUACAUUAAAUGAAAAACAUGAGGCAGUUUAAUAAGCAGGAAUGCAAACUCUAAUACAUUUAAUGGAAUAGGAUGUGGUAUCAGAACAAAUGUAUUUAAUAGCUUAUAAAUCAGAUGACUCGCCCCUAUUUUAUAAAUUUUUUUCUAGAUACUUAUUUUAAUAAUAGAAUAUAAUGGCUCUAACAAAAAAGGAUAAAUUAAAGCAAUAGGUACAACUUUAACCCAGAGAAUAAGCAUAAAAAAUAUUUCAGCUUUUUGAUGAAAACUUAUCCAAAUUUCCCUCUAAUAUUGUUGGAAGCAUAUUCAUAGCAUAUAAGAAAUAUUUGAUCCAUGAAUUCAAGAAAUUAGGCCUUUCUAUUGUGAGAGGAUCUUUUGAAAUCUCCUGUUCAUAUUUAGGAUGUAUGGCAUUAGAAGAUCCAUAUCUACAUACAGUUUAUAAAAAAGCAGUUAACCUAUGUCUCUAUAUGGUUUAACAGGUUUAAUUGAAUGAAAGAAAGGAUUUAUUAGAGUAUUUCUUUGAUAAGAUUUCUAAGGCAAAGAGUUAGAAAUGGAAUGUUUAUAUAUAUAAGCUACUCUUGAAAGGAAUGAAUUUCUUAUUUGAUACAUUAGGUUCGAAUGUUUUUGAUGAUAAAAGAUCAAAGCCUUCUGAAUUUAUAGAUAUACUGACUCCUAUUUUUAAAAUCAAUGAUAUUUUAUAGCAUCCAAUGAGCAUAGAUAAGCCCAUCUGUAUUAGUGUGAGUAGAAAUUUAUUCAACACUUUUGAAUCAUUAUUCCAAGAGAAUAAAAAGUGGUAAUAAAGCAUUUUGUCAGCCUUACUUAAUUAUGCCAAAAUUACAUUAGCAGAACUUAAUGUUAAGGAAACCAAUUCAUUGAUAAAUUAAUUAAGAAUAUAAUGUGCAUUAUUAUCGAAAUUGUUCUCCUUGUUGGACUUAUAAUUGCAUUCAAUUUCAAGUGAACUGAUAAAUCAUUUAUGGGAAACAGCGAAGUCAUUUCUAGAUAAAUCCUCUUAAUUAAGAAGAAUUGGAUGGAUCACAAUUGCAGAGUUAUUGAUGGUUCCUUAUUUUGGAACAACUAAUAAAGUAAAAGAAGUUGGAAUAUUGAUUGAAAAAAAUCUAACUUCUAAGGAUGAGAUAAAAGAUGAAUAAUAAUUAUAAAGUUAUUGUAGUGUUGGCCUUGUCAUUAUUUCAAUACUGAAUAGUAGUACAUUAUCAAAAUAAAUUAAGGAUACAACUAGAAAGUUUUUGGCUUAACAAACUAUUUUGAUGUUUGCUAAGUUAUCAUAAUGUAAAUUCGAUAAGUAAUCACCAUUUGUGAUAUCUUCGAAAUAUGUAUUUUAUUAGGCAAUCAGAUAAAUUCAACCAAAAUAUUAUUCAAAUGAAUUAAAUUCACUUGUAUAAUUUUGUCUUGAAGAUAUAAUAAAUGGAAAUUCACUCUGGAAUUAAGUAAAUGUUCAUAAAAAUAAUCAUUAUGUUGAUGAACUUAUGGGAAUUCCUAGAUCAGAAUUUUAGUUAGUCUUGGCAGCUAGCAAAUUUUUAGGUCAUAUCAUUUCUUCAUAAUCGUUUACCCUCAAAAAUAAAAUCAAUUUCAUCAGAUAUGUAAAUGGUACACUACAAACACAAGUUGUGAAUAUAAAAGAUGUCUAAUAGAAGUAAUCUAAACAAUAAUGUUAUUUAUUUUGUCUUUAUUAAAUUGCACUUAAAAUUUAUUAGGCGAAUUCACUUGUAUCUCAAGAAUUCAAUGAACAAAUAUUUUAAGUUAUUAAUUUGUGUUAAUGUGUUGAUAAUUAAAUCCAAUAAUUAUGCGCCUACCUUUAUUGUUCAAUGUUAUAAAUUAAAGAUGUUGACCAAGCAGAAUAAUUAAACUAGUUGUUAUCAUAAAAGUCACAAGCUAAUUUCACCUAUUUAGUUUUAGAGAUUCUGAAAAAGAAGCUUACUGGAGUUUAAUUAUAAGUGCAAAAUCUUCUGAUGAAAGUAUUGUCAUAAAUGACAACUGAUGUUGCCAAAGUUAUUCAACUCUUUUAGUAGAUUGAUCCAAGUUUACUCAAAAACGUUUGGGUGUUCCUUGUAUUUGCAAUAAGUUAAAGUGAUAAACCUAUCUAAAUAUGUUAAUUUAAAAUUCUGUCUGAAAUUAUUUUGAAUUAUGUUCGAAAUGGUGGUAUUAAGGAUAAUUACUUUAAUAUCAUCUAUCAAGAAUGUAGAUGCAGACUGUAGUCAAAAUAAUUCUAAAUUUUAUAACUAGACUUUGCAUUAGAAUAGGACACAGAAUAAACUGUGACAAAAGCUGUUAAUUUAUUAUUAAAAAAGCCAUCUCUUAAAAUUGCAGUUUUUAUAGACUAACUAACUGAUAAAUACACUAUGCCUUCUUUAGUAUAGCCUAUUUUAUUUGUUCUAAAUAAUUUAUUUUCGAAUUAGCGAGUUCAUUCGACCUAAGAAUAAAUGGAUCUUCGAAAUUUAAUGAAAAAUAUUUUCAUUAAAAUUUAUAAUCAACCUAUUGCAGAGUUACUUCAACUUCUAUAGCCUUAUAUUUUAGAUGAAGUGAUACCUGAACAAUAAGAAAGAAUACCCAUCCACAUUAAAACAAGAAUCUUCCUUUUAAAAAGAUUGUAAAAGCUAUUUAAAUAAUGUGAUACAUCAGAUCAGGUAUUUGAUUUUCUAUUCAAAAUUACAACUUCCAUCUAUGAGGAAGCAAAGGAAAUAUCAUUUGAUAUGUUCCAACACUUUUUUUACAAGGAAAAGGACCUAUUAAUUUUUGCAGCUCAAAUAGAUUCAAUACUAUGUGAUACAAUUAGAAGAGAAAAUUAAAAUUCUCCUUCUGUAAACCUAACUAACAUGAAGCUUAUUAGUAAAUUUGCUAAAAUUGUAAAAGAUGAAUUUUUGGCUACUAAAUUAAUUUAAUUAUUAUCUAAACCAUUGUUAAAUGAAGGCAGAAAGAAACUGGUUCCUAGCUAAUUUUUUAGCGAAAAGUCAUAACUCAAUAUCCUAAUAUAAAGAAUUGUUUCAUUAGGAAGUAUCUAUAGAAAAUUACCAAACCAUUUUGAUUAAACUCUUGUAGAGUAGUUGAAAUGCUAUGUCGAAGAAUUACUGGAGGAUAUAUUUGUGAUUCUAUGUACGCCUAGAUCUCAUGUAAGGGAAUGUCAGUCUUAUAAUUUUGUCUAUAAUGGAAAAAAAUAUAGCUUUGAUCAAGGCUUUCUCCAUCAAUCGUUGCCAAAACUACUGAGAAUAUCAAACCUUGAUAAGCCUAUCCACUUUACUUUAAUUGGCUACAUUGUUACAUAGUAUGGAGCAUUUGAACAAAAUGAGAAUAUGUUCAAAAAAACCAUAGAAAAUCUUACAAAAGAAAGAAUAUUAUAAUGUAGAACUUAUAGAAUAAAGGGAAUCCAAUUAUUAACUGAAGUUAUCAACAAGAAUCCUCAUAAUCAAUUACUGAUUAAUGGAGUUCAAAACUUAUUACCUAUAAUCUCUGCAGAAGCGCCUUAUUCUUUAGUUAUUUGUUAUCAAUUUUAUUAAACCCUUAUUCAUCAUUAAAUUGACUUAUAAUUAAUCCUUGACCCUUUGAUUCAAAUCUAUUAAUUAACAGUAGAUUAGAACCUAAAAUUAAAUUGUUUAGCAUCUUUGUUAAAAAUAACUUAACAAAAUCCCUAGGCUUCAGAUUAAAUCAAUACUAUAUUUUGGGACUUUCUACUCACCUAAGCAUAUGAAUUCAUGAGAUGCACACAAUUAAUUUAAUUUUAUAAGGAUAAAAUAUAUAGUUUAAAAUAUAACGGUUAUAUUUAGACUAUUUUAUAAGCGAUAUCUGGUGCCUAAAAAAUGAGAUAGGAAGAUUAUUACAUAUUAUUAAAUUUAGAUGGUUUAAUCAACAAUCAUUAAGAUAGUUAGGGAUAUUAAUAAUUAAUAGAUUUGCAUUUUACAAAUCUGGUAUCGAUUGCCUUGGCGUUAAUCAAACAAAUUAAAUAGAAUAUAUAACCAAUAUUAAACUGUUUGCUUCCUGCAAUAUAUCGAAAAAUCUCAAAUAAGGAAUCUAAUUCAUAUAUAUUAAUAGGGAAGUUUUUAUUGCUCAGUUAUUUAUUGAGCAAUUAAAAAUAACAAAUAUUUCUGAGUACUUUCAGGAUUAUGGAUCUUUUCACAGAGGAAAACUUGGAUGCGUCUAUCAUUGAUGCUUCAAAAUAAAAUCUGAAAAUCAUAUUGUUGAAUACUUAGAUGAACUAAUUAAAUUUACCAGAUGACUUAUCUGAAAAAGUCUAAUUAAUAUAGGAUGAUAUUUAAAGGGAGAUUUAAGAAAAGCAAUAGAGAGAAACUAAACAAAAGCAGCCUUAGCAAUCGGGAUAAAUAGUAUUAAAGAUGUUUGGGUGA
Molecule: messenger RNA, 4848 nt
Organism: Paramecium tetraurelia
Lineage: Eukaryota; Ciliophora; Oligohymenophorea; Peniculida; Parameciidae
Exons: 6
Source: RefSeq, a predicted model, not a curated record